CGUUGCAGGAGAGAGAAAGGAGAGAACCUUGGACAGCGAUGACAGCGAUUGAUGAAUUGUGCAAGCGGUCAGUCAAGCCGGCGGGAAAGGUUGGGCAUCAGUGAAGAAACACUCGGAACAACACGCUGGGACAGCGCCGACAGGGGACUCUGUGUGGCGCAGGCGCGGGACUUCAGGCCUUCUCCAGCAGCAGAACUCCGGUGAGGCUGCCCAACCGCCUGCCAGCUGUCAAUUGUACAGCGCACCAGCCUCAACUUGUCCGCCCUAUGACGGAAUCGGCGAAUCAAAAACUUGGAACUGCAUCAACUGUUUCUCCAUCUGCCGGGACCAACGCACGGCCCAUCUGGCGGCCCACCCACACCAUCCAGUCUCAACAUAGCAGCCCCACCAUCGAAAUUUUGACUGCAACAAGAGGCUCUCGAUUUUUCUGUCGCGACUUUUAAACUUUUUCUUCCCUCGAAGCACUUUCACUUCCCCAGUUCACGGACUGGCGCAUAUCGCGAACAACAUGAUGGCUUCCAUCGCCAGCCUUUCGGAAGCUGACAUUGAUCGGCUUCUGUCAGAGGCCGAAGCUCGAAUUGCAGCUAACAAUACCUCCAAAGCUGUAGCCGUCGCGGCACCAACAAGCAGCAAGGCCAUUGCCAUCACCACAACCUCCGCGAUGUCUCAGAACCAAGAGAAGAAGGACUCCUCAAAGCCUGAGAAGCUCUCUGUUCGCGUACCAUCGCUUCCUCAGGACAAGAAGAAGAAGGAAGAGAAGGACAAUGCGGGAGAUGGCUGGUUCAACAUGCCCCGCACCGAGUUGACCACAGAACUCAAGCGCGACCUUCAAGCAUUGCGCAUGCGUGAUGUUAUCGCGAAUGGCAAGCAGUUUUUCAAGAAGGACAACCGAAAGGAUUUUGUUCCUACCUACAGCCAGGUUGGCACCAUUAUUGCUGGCGCGACAGACGGUAGCAACCAACGCUUGACCCGCAAGGAGAGGAAGCGCACGAUUGUGGAGGAGGUCUUGUCCAGCUCCAACACGGCCAAGUACAAGAGCAAAUUCCACGAGAUCCAGGAGAAGAAGAUGUCAGGCAAAAAGGGUUUCUACAAGAAGCUGGUUGCUGGUCGCAAGAAGCGUUGA
Podospora bellae-mahoneyi is the source of this 1123-nucleotide messenger RNA. RefSeq names its product dTDP-fucopyranose mutase (gene fcf2). The record is from RefSeq and is a predicted model, not a curated record. Gene Ontology annotation, cellular component: nucleolus. Bases 509 to 1123 code for a protein of 204 amino acids. Gene Ontology annotation, biological process: RNA processing. The transcript has 3 exons. Gene Ontology annotation, molecular function: RNA binding. Lineage: Eukaryota; Fungi; Ascomycota; Sordariomycetes; Sordariales; Podosporaceae.